Messenger RNA from Lobosporangium transversale, 1113 nucleotides. RefSeq lists its product as hypothetical. The transcript is spliced from 6 exons. Gene Ontology annotation, molecular function: mRNA binding. Lineage: Eukaryota; Fungi; Mortierellomycota; Mortierellomycetes; Mortierellales; Mortierellaceae. The record is from RefSeq and is a predicted model, not a curated record. Gene Ontology annotation, cellular component: cytoplasm; ribonucleoprotein complex; nucleus. The coding region runs from base 47 to 937 and encodes 296 amino acids.
GUCUUCCCAUCUCUUCAUCAGCAACCUGAAAAAAAAGAACAGCAUCAUGGGAACUCGUGUAUAUCUUGGUCAUCUCUCCAGAGAUGCAUCUGAUCGUGAUGUAGAGAGUCUGUUUAAGAAUUACGGCAGACUCCGAGAAGUUACUCUCAAGAAUGGAUUCGGCUUUGUUGAGUUCAGUGAUCCUCGAGAUGCUAAGGAUGCUGUCUACGACAUUCAUGGCAAGGAUUUUAUGGGUGAGCGACUUGUUGUCGAGCUUGCUCGCGGUGACAGACGGGAUCGUCGUGAUGAUAGAGAUGAUCGCAGAUUCCGCCCCCCAGAGAGAACCGAACAUCGCUUGAUUGUCGAAAAUUUGGCCCAUGGUGUCAGCUGGCAGGAUAUCAAAGAUUUGAUGCGUAGAGCCGGCGAAGUCACAUUUGCUGAUAUUAGCAAGGAUAAUGACAGCCAAGGUGUUGUCGAGUUCUCUUCUGCAGAAGAUGUUCAAAACGCCAUCAAAACCUUGAAUGGCGAGGACCUAAGAGGCAACCCUGUUUCUCUCCGUGAGUUCGAUCCUUCACGCGACACUGCCCCUCGUGACAUGGGCCGUGGUGGACGCGACAGAGAUCGUGGCCGUGAGUUUGGUCGUGAUCGAGACCGCCGCCGCUCCCGCUCUCGCAGUAGAGACCGUCACGACCGCUACCGCCGCAACUCCCGUUCUCGUAGUAGAGAUCGUCGCGACAGAGAUCGCCGUCGCUCUCGUUCACGUAGCCCUCGCCGCCGUGACAGUAGCAGAGACCGUCGCUCUGGCCGUAGUAGUCGUCGCUCGCGUAGCCCCGCUCCCCGUGACCGCAGCCCUGCCCCAAGAGAUCGUAGCCCUGUCAGAGAGCGUACACCCUCCCGCGAUCGCUCUGGUAGCCCUGCUCCUCGCAGGGAACGCUCUCGCAGUGGCAGCCGCGACUAGACAUUCAUAAUUGACACCUUAUUUUUGCCCUUUUUGUUCUCCUAUUCUUCGUCCAUUAUAUUCAUCGAUGCAUGGCAGCGGAAUGAAGUGAAAUAGCGCCAUCAAAUUUAAUAUGUCUCAAACCACAAUGAAAUAAAAUACUCAAUAUCGCAAUUGAGACAUGAAGACCUAUUGCC